Messenger RNA from Diutina rugosa, 999 nucleotides. RefSeq lists its product as uncharacterized. Bases 1 to 999 code for a protein of 332 amino acids. The record is from RefSeq and is a predicted model, not a curated record. The transcript has a single exon. NCBI's taxonomy places the organism in Eukaryota, Fungi, Ascomycota, Pichiomycetes, Serinales, Debaryomycetaceae.
AUGAGACUUUCCACUACUGCCCUUCUCGCCUUGGCCUCGUCGGUGGCCGCCGACAAGUUGUUGACUGCCAUCAACACCAGAUCAGGGGGCUUGUUCCACUUCACCUCGAACUCGAUUGUCGGUGACGAGGUCCACGUCAACGACAAGGACGGCUCGGUCAUUGAGUACCUCAUCAAGGACGACGGCUCGCUCCAAGACAACAAGACCAAGAAGUACCUUGUCCUCAAGGACGACGGCCAUGUCGGUGUCUCCGACACUCCCGACGACAAGAACUGGGAGUUCACUUCGUCGCACUAUGUAUCCCACAAGGACGCUGGCGGCUACCAAGGGUGCCCCAACGGUGACGGCAAGUACUACUUGUACUUGGGUAACGACCAAUGCCAAGGUGGUGGUCCUUUUGCCAUCUACGCCACCGACUUCAAGGACGUCGGCAGCUCUGACGACAACUCCGACGACAAGAAGGAUGAAGAAGAUGACAAGAAGGAUGACCAACAAGACGCCGCUGAUGACAAGAAGGACGAAGAAGACGACAAGAAGGACGACCAACAAGACGUUCAAGACGACAAGCAAGACCAAGAGGAUGACAAGAAGGACGACCAGCAACAAGCUGCUUCUGUUGACGCCAAGGACAACUUUGCCGUGAAGGUCGAUGCUGAAGGCACCGACUUCCAAGACAAGUCCAUCAAGAAGGUUGGCGCUCACCCUCACGUGUUCCUGGUUGGUGGCGACGACGGCCGUGACUUGACUCUCUCCUUGAAGAGCGACGGUACUUUGAUCGACCAGGACGGCCGUGGCAUCUUCGUUGGUGACAACGGCGAUGUCGGUAACGUUGACCCCUUCGGUGAACAACAAGCCACUGGUGGUUUCAGCAUCAGCGACGACAAGUUGGUGUACAACGGCGACCAAGGCUUCUUCGCCUGCCCCGGCGGUGAAAACCAAUUCUCGCUUACCGUUAAGGGUUGGGACGGCUGCACUGGCCUCAAGUUGAAGGUUGAGUAA